UUGCAGGACCCCGAUCAACUGACCCCGCUCGCUCACCUGUCGGACUAUCACAUCUACAGGAUUCCGAACGCAAAGAGACACUUCGGUGCCCCCUUCGAGUGGGGCGCUUGUCUCAGACCGUCCAGCAACGCGGAAGCCGAAGACACCGAGGCUGGCGAACCCGGCCUCAAAGUCAUAGCCUUCCAGAGCGAGAAGUCUCGCACCUGCUGGAUCACCGCCAUGAGGCUCGCCAAGUACGGCAAACAGCUCAGGGAGAACUACAGGGCGUUCAAGAACAAACAGUGCGAACAGACCGGCGCCGGCAGCCCCAAGGAACAGUACAGCAGCUACAACGUCCCCAAUGAAUCCGUGCGGUCCCGAGUGGCCAUGGAUUUCACCGGCAGCGUGGGCAGGAUAGUGGAGGACCCGAAGGAGGCGAAGGACAUCGCCGAGAGCGAAGGCAUCAUCUGGAGAAGAAGAUGGAGGCCCUUCUCGAGGCCACCUCCGGGCUGCGCCAUGGUCAGGCUGCAUGGUCUCGAUGGUGGCAUCCACGUUCUUCAACCAUGGUUCCAUAGUGGCAUUAAAAGGGAACUUGCUGCAGCCAUCAUCCGCGACCAUGGCUCCGUCGACGGGGUCUUCCUCGUCAGAGAGAGCAAGAGCAAUCCUGGAGCCUACGUCCUGACUUACAAGUACAGCGAGAAGGUCUUCCACGCCCAGAUUCAGCCGGUGUUCGACGAGCGCCGCAACUGCUGGCUGUACACCCUCGACAAGGGCGUGACCAAGUUCUACGACCUGCUGCAGCUGAUCGAGUUCUACCAGCUGAACGCAGGUUCCCUGCCGACGAGGUUGACCCACUACGUGCAGAGUGGGAUUCCAGUCCCACCAACGAGGCCAGAAGAUGGCGGAGCAUCGCCAUCCCCACCAGAAGCAGCUCAGAGAUUCAACUCCAAGAACAACGAGCUGCCCAAUCCAGCCAGCAUUUGAGUAUAGCGGUCCCAGCGACCCGGCGAUUUCGACGAGCACGUUACCACUUCGUCUAGCGUGACCAACAACAACCAUCACAGCAGCCAGAACAACAACAACGUAAGCGCUGGGCAUGGCAACGUUCGGUCGACGUCGUCGGGAUGCUGGACCCUCUGCAAGGGGAGCUGCGGCUAGCAGGACGUCCAGGUCGAAGUUGGACCCUGGUACCAUGGUCCAUUCAACGGGACACCAGCUCUCCAAAGCGAAGAGGACACCUGGACGAACGAGGAGCCUGCGAGUCGAAACCUCUUCGGGGUCGAGAGGGCGCGUUCGUCGCGUUUAAAACAUCAGAGGACAACAAAGAGGAGCGACGUCGACCUCCAGGGCUAUCACGCCCCGGAAGUCGAUGGUCGCUCCUCUCUUCAAGGUCUCUCGUGUGGGAUUCUUGAAUUCUCGGGGUGGGUUAGAAGUUAUUAAAGGAUUAUUGACGCGUGCGCGUGCGCCUUAGGACGGGUCGGACUUCCGGAAGUCACGGGGCCCUCCCUCGAGGAGGACCCUGAAGACGGGGCAGCGGUCCCUCGACAGGGAACCCUAGGUCCUCUCCUUCGUCUUCCUGUAACGUAGAAUUGCGUAGCUAGGCUGAUGUCGGGAUUUAUUAAUAAAUUGUGGAGGGUGAAAUCGAUGGAGAAUGGGAAGGAGAGGCUAAGGGGUACCUCUUAAGUGUUUUUAUCGUAUGUUAGAAAUAGGCUUAAGGAAGAUUUUCGAUUCCUUACUGUCUAGUGGAUCUUAAGGUGCUCUUAGAGACUCGAGAAAACGGAUUAAGCGCGACUAAUGCGAAUUAUUAGCGAGGCCAGGAGUCUCCUCCUGUCGCGCUGGCUUUGCCGGUAGUUCCCGGUGUUCUUUCCUUUUUUUUACUUUUUUUUUUCUUCUUUAAUCUCUCGUACCGGAAAUUACCGCCCUCGAGACCUCGGAGUACAAAACAACGUAGACGCAAGACCCCCCUUUUCCUUUUCUACGUGUCGCCGUGCAAAACAAGUGUAGCCUUAGAGAUGUAAGCGACGUGCAAAGAGCACGCCACGAUCGGCGAUGUUCUGUGACCAAUGCGCAAUUUCGCGCAGGCAAUAAGACGUUUGUGACUCGAAGUUCAGUCUUUCCGGCGAGUGUGCCCGAGUUAUUGUAUGUUCGUGCGUGUGUGUGAUCUUCAGGAGCCCGAAAGCGGCCCCUAUUUGUGAGCUAGAGUCGCGAUUCUUCACGAGUAGAUAUA
Molecule: messenger RNA, 2206 nt
Organism: Orussus abietinus
Lineage: Eukaryota; Metazoa; Arthropoda; Insecta; Hymenoptera; Orussidae
Product: growth factor receptor-bound protein 7
Exons: 5
Source: RefSeq, a predicted model, not a curated record